ACCCUUACUUUGUCCAGACACAUUCAUUCCGAACUACCAAGGGUUGUGGGGUGCAGCGAUCAUGUAUUCCAGCUCUUCGUCUUUAAAUGAUCUAGUCAUGUGACUUCAACUGGCGUGGUUUGUUUACUGCGCCGGCGUGAUUGGGAAAGCUUAGGCUUGUUGGUAGGCUGCAAUGUGAAAUAUUUUGUUUUGUUUUUGAUUUUGCUUACCAUAAUUAUUGCUUUCUGUUCAAGGCGGGACGUAAGUUUUCAAGUGAUAAUUUAGAAAGUAAAAUUAUAUUUGGCAUACUUUGAAAAAGAAAAGUGAACUGCACCUGUCGAAUGAGGAAGCCUCUCUGUAGCCUAGCCGAAUAACAAAGACAGAAGUGCAACAGUUUCCAGGUAGGGAACUACUAAAGACAGCACUGUGACAAGGUGAAGCAGUAAAGGGACUGUUGUUGCGUAGUGUGACUUCGGCUGUGGUGUACCCGUUGUGACGGUUUGCAGCUUUUUCAGUUUGGGUAUUCUUGCCCCUGCUGUUGUGGUCUCUGCUCCUUUAUGUCAUCAUUGAGGAAAUUAUUAUACAACUUUCGGUGGGGAUGAGUAGAAGUUUACUCGAACGGAGACAAGUAGGAAAUCUGACUUAAUGUAACUGAACUUUUAAGAGAAUGUAUUUGCACGCUUGGAUUUUAUAUUUAGUUUGGUGAUUCGUGGCAAAAAAUGGCUAUGAUAAUGAUCAAAUGUUUACCAGCCCUGCUAACUGUGGUGCUUUUGGCAGCUGGGACCGUGGCCCAUUUCGAACCUACGUCUAAGCAGGUGGUGCAGAAGACAGCCGAGUUCAACGUAAUUUAUUCAGACUUUGUCAAUAGCGAGCUGUUGCACAUUUAUGCCUUCAAUCGUACUGUAACCAGAAACAGGACAGAAGGAAUUCGUGUGUCUGUCAUUGUCAACUCCACAAAGAAUGAAACACCCGUUCUUUUUGUUGUUCGUCAAUUGCAGGCUGUGGUUUCCUUUCCGAUACCAUUGGUUCUUCGGGGACUUUAUCAAAGAAAGCACUUUUAUCUGGAUGUCAGCCGCACCCUGUGUCAACCAGAGACCAAACUACUAACAGAAACACAGUAUUUCUACAUGGAUGUGUCAACGUUGUCCAACAGUAAUAUCUCCUUUCAGCUUCAGGCCCAGCGAGUGGAGAAAUUCUUACUACACACAAACGAACCUUUUAACUUCACUGCCACACCUUCUCAACCUCAGUUUUUUAUUUAUAUAUUUCCAGAGGGGAUUGAUCUGAUUGGAGCCUGUCUGGUGAAGGUCAACAAAGAGAAAUCUUUUCCUGGGUCAUUGCAGGCCUUUCAGGACUCCCAAUGCCCAGUAUAUGACCUGGACAACAAUGUGGAGUUCAUUGGGAUGUAUCAGACUAUGACUGAAAAGGCUGCUAUCACAGUUCAGAAAAAAGAUUUUCCAAGAAGUAGUUUCUUUGUUGUGGUUGUCGUGAAGACUGAAGAUGAGGCCUGUGGAGGCAGACUGCAUUACUACCCAAUAACUCCUGAGGAGCAACCAAUUCAAGGAAACCGGAGUAAGCUGCUUACAGUGACUGUUACUCCUGCCAUUAGCUCUGAGUUGUACGUUGGAAGUGUACUCUUCUGCCUCGGAGUAUUCCUGUCUUUCUACCUGCUGACGUUUGUCAUCUCUUGCAUUGAACAGUGGAGGCAACAGAAGAAAGGGGGAUUGUUGACAGCAGUGAUUGGCACAUCACCAGAUGAGAAAGCGUCACUUCUGGGCAAAGCAGUGACUCCAGACUCUGUCUUAGGAAGUUCGUUUGAAGGUUACAGCUAUGGCUCUUUGGGGAACAGUUCCAACUUCAGCUCAGAAGCAAUUACUGACAGCAUGACUUCAGGAGAAGCAGCCAUUGCUGAGUACAACUGCCCAAGCAGGGACCGUCCUGCACAAAGAGGGAUAGGUGGCACCCCUAACUGUAAUUUCAUUGUACAGAUACUUGGAGGUCGUCCUAUGGAGAAUGUUACCUGUCGUCCACGUCAUGACUCACAGAGCUCAGUAGAGGAAGAUGAAUAUGAUACUUUAGCAGACAUCGACUCUGAUAAGAAUGUUAUCAGAACUAAGAAAUACCUCUGUGUUUCAGACCUGUCCCGAAAGGACAAGAGAGUCCUGAACAAGAAGUAUCAAAUCUAUUUCUGGAACAUUUCAACCAUUGCAGUUUUCUAUGCAUUACCAGUCGUACAGUUAGUGAUCACAUAUCAGACGGUUGUGAAUGUUACUGGCAAUCAAGACAUUUGCUAUUAUAACUUCCUUUGUGCACACCCUCUGGGAGCCCUCAGUGCUUUUAACAACAUCCUAAGCAACCUUGGCUAUGUCAUGCUGGGCCUUCUUUUCCUUCUCAUUAUCCUUCAGAAAGAUAUUACACACAGACGGGCACUGAUACGGAGCGACUAUUAUGCACUGGAGUGUGGUAUACCAAAGCACUUUGGCCUGUUCUACGCAAUGGGUACAGCCCUCAUGAUGGAGGGUCUGCUUAGUGCCUGUUACCAUGUCUGCCCAAACUAUACAAACUUCCAGUUUGACACUUCCUUCAUGUACAUGAUUGCUGGGCUCUGCAUGCUGAAGUUGUAUCAGAAACGGCACCCUGAUAUCAACGCCAGUGCCUAUACUGCUUAUGCAUCUCUUGCUGCAGUUAUCUUCUUCUCAGUUCUUGGAGUGGUGUUUGGAAAAGAUAACCUUGUGUUCUGGAUUGUCUUCUCCAUUAUCCAUGUUGUUGCGACUUUGUUGCUGAGUACACAGUUAUACUACAUGGGACGCUGGAAAUUAGAUACUGGCAUUUUUAGACGAAUUAUUUAUGUUGUUUACACAGACUGUAUCCGUCAGUGCAGUGGUCCAACAUAUAUGGAUAGGCUGAGAGUUUUAGUAAUGGGCAACCUAAGUUCAUGGAGCUUAGCUACCUAUGGGCUUAUUAUGAGACCUAGUGAUUUUGCCUCGUAUCUCCUGGCCAUUGGUAUUUGCAACCUAUUACUCUACUUUGCUUUUUACAUUAUUAUGAAGUUACGAAGUGGAGAACGGGUAAAGUUUAUCCCGUUAAUGUGCAUUCUUUUCACUGCAGUGGUAUGGGGCUUUGCACUUUUCUUCUUCUUCCAAGGACUUAGUACAUGGCAGAAAACACCAGCAGAAUCUCGAGAACAUAACAGAGACUGCAUCCUACUGGAUUUUUUUGAUCACCAUGAUGUGUGGCACUUCCUGUCCUCCACUGCAUUAUUUGGUUCAUUUCUGAUCCUGCUGACUCUGGAUAAUGACUUGGAUACUGUACAAAGGGAUAAGAUUUGUGUUUUCUAAACUUUAAAAUAACAUAAUUUCCUUUGAAAAUUCAGCUGAUUAUUUUACUUCAGAUGUGGUUUAUUGUAAUGCGUGUGAGGUCUUGACCUCAGCAGAGCUGCUACACUGUUCACUUUCUACAUGUUUAAGAAUGCUGGAAUUUGAAAGAAACCAGCCUGAAGUUCUAUGAUUUCCUGAGGUAAUGAAGAACACAGUGCUGACUUGAUGCUGUUUGGCCUGUCAGUUCCUGAUGCCAUGAUGUUCAUGGAUUGCAGAUGAUCUUUUGAUGUCAUGAAGUUCACAAAUUACAGGUGACCUUUGGAUUCUACCAGCUGGCAUUAUUGUAACUGUGAUAUGGAGGCAUCAUUCCAUUCCUUUCCAGAAAUAAUGUGAAAACAGUCAUGGUAAGCAUUUGCGCUUCUGCAAAGCAGGACCUGUGUCUCAUAACUGUUCAGAGUAUCCAGAUUUAUUUGUGGAUUGUGGAUGACCAGCCGCUGUUCCAAAGUGCACAUAAAUGACAUGAGCUGGGAAAUGGGGUACAUUCAGCUACAGUGGAUGCACAUUCUGUUAGCCCAGACAUAUUUCUUUUUAAAGAUUAAUUUUGCUUUUUAAAGUCUCACUUGAUGUUUGGUGUUUAUGCAUUAACUAUGUUGUCCAAAAUCUGCCUUCAGAAUAUUGCAGUGUUUGUAACAGUGCAACUUGCAGGGUUUGUAGUUCUAAAUCUGUGUAUGAGUGAAGAGGGAGAAUACUAUGGGUUUAUUUUGAAAUCCAAAAUUAUCUUCAUGUGUCUGUCAUUUUGUAUGUGUAAGGAGUGGAGCACGUUGAUCUAAUUUUUUGCCUCUUUAAAACUGGGAACACUGACUGGCAAACCAGUGGGUUAGCGAGUUUAACAGUGCCUUCCAUGCUGCUGUAUUGAGAGGAUCACUUUUUCUGUGAAACAGAGUAAAUGGAAUUAGAGAGCGUACCUUCCUUCCACUGCAGCUUUCACAGCCUUCUUCAUGUUUACGUACAUAGUUAAUUUUUUUCUUUGUUCUUAAUCGUUGCAGUGAAACUUAAACUCUGGAGGGUGCAUUUGUUCACAGAAAUGUGAUCAGUGUGACUGUACUUGUGCAGAACAUCACAGUCUGGUAGCUUCUGCCUUUUGUUUUUACCCUGCAACAUUCUGGCUUGGCUACUUUGGUUAUGUAGGUAAUAAUGAUUAUUUAAUUUGAUUCACCAUUCUGCAGUAAUUUUCUAUGUAUGUCUGUAUCGUCCUUUUUCAUUGCCUUGUGUACUUGCAGAGAUCCAAUGAGUUGUAUUCCCAUGAAUAUAUUUAAUCUAAUUUAAUUAAUCUAUUUAUGUAUUUCUACCUGUUCACUAGGAUAGUUCCAUUUUCGGCAGAAGCCUUGGAAGAAAAAGUGCAGUGCAAAAAUUAGACUAGAAUUUUACAUUAAGGUUCAUAUAACAUACAAAUUGAGGUAUGGGGCAUGAUUUGAAUAAUUUAUCACAGUUUAAAGCUACUUGAAUGUACAGUUAAUGAUAUCAAUUGUGGAGAACAUGUCUGUAUACUCUUCUGCAGAGGAUACUGAUUAGAAGCCCUAUAAGCAGCUACAAUCUUACAUGGAAAAAAAUGGUAGCUGUGGAGAAAUCAUUGAUGUGCCUUUUUAAAUAGAUCUUGAAGAUUGUUCCUUUAAUUGUACUGUGUUUGGUUGUGUUAUUUCUGUAGUGGAUUUCGCCAAACUGAAACUUUUAUGAGAAGUAACAGUCACAGUUUAGGACUUGCUCUUUUUGUCAGCAUCCGUCUUUGCAUGAAAAUGCUCCCUUGUGUUUGCAGUGGGUGCUUCAUAAUACAGGUGUUUUUUGGAUCCAUUUUUAGGCAGCACAUUUGGUAUAGUGCAGUACUAUUUGGGAUUUCCAGGUUUCACACUUUUAUUGCAUUUGUGCCUGCUAAGAGAGGAUAAAUUGUUUUUCUUUGCAAAGAGAGGGAUUGUUUGAUAUCUUUUGUUGGCUACUUGAAGCAGUGAUGGAUAGAUGUUGUAGAUUUUUGUAGUCAACUUCUGCAGAGUGGGAUGACACGAGUAAAAGUGCUACAGUAAUACAUGAAAGUACCUUAAGGAUUCUAAUUCCUAUGCCAAAGUCAGAAAUUUAAGUUUGUAGCUAAAAAGAAUUAUGUCAGACUUGUUUGGCAAAUACAUUGCAAAUUUGGAGACAAAUUUGUCAUCAGAAGAAUGGCUUGAUGAGGUAUGUAUUUUAGUGAUCACCACAAUUGCGUUUUAACUUUUUGCACACCAUUAGUAACAAAGAGUUGAUAAUUUCAAGAACUUAAAUAUGUUUACAUAUAUAGCUGCUUCUAUCCCAUUUGUACAGCUGCAUUAAUAAAGUAUUUGUCCGUAUGACUAAUGGAAAUGACAUUUCCAGUGGUCAUGUCUUCAUAUUAUAGUAGCAGUUUAACAGAAUUAUGAAGUAGAGAUACAAGAACUAUUAGCACAUAUUUGUGUAACAGACAGUAACUUUAAACAGCUUAUUACACUUUCAUUAGUCAAAACAUUAUCAGAAAAAAAAAUCUGACUACUCCAUUCUGUCUGCAAGCCCUUGUUUUAUUCAGGGCAUUUGCACUCCAUGUCUGUAUAGUUGUAAAGAACUACCUCAGUAUUUAUUCCUGCAGUUUUAAGUUCGUCUCCAUUUCCUGAUUUUGUGGCAUCUGCUGCCUUUAUAGAUGAGCAAAUGAUAGGGAUAACUACUGCAGUAAGUUUAGUAAAAACUGUGUAUUGUAUGUUGAGUGGGGUGAGUCACAGAAAAGAGAGAACGGUCUCCUUUGGGGAGGGAUAAACGCAACAUUUUAAAAUAAUAUUUUAUCAUUUGGAAAGUACCCAUAUAACCCUAGGAAUGGUGCAACAGGCCCAUUCCCUUCUGGAAAGUGUAAGCAAGGACUGAUGUUAUGUUAAGUAAAUGAAGAGAAUUAGAGUGCUUCCUUUUCGUGUCUAUGUAUACCAUGCAAACCUAAAAUUUCAGUUGUGUGUAAUUGUAAGCAACAUUCUAUCUUCCAUUUAAAGCUGAAGUAUGAAUAUGGGAAGUACUGAUGCACAGGAAGCUGUCUUCGUCAAGUCUUAUGGAAACUUCUUAUAAUGGCUGUGUACAAGCAGCAGUGAGAAUGUUCCACUCUGUAACAGAGAGUCAUUCAGGGAAUUGAUCUUUAACUUAUAGCUGCAUCCAUGCGCAAGGUUAUCAAGAAAGCAAGAAUGUGUUUAAGAAUCAGGGAGCAAGUUUAAAUGUGGAUGCACUGAUGCACUAGAGUAGUUCACAUUAUUUGUAAAUGAAAAAGUUGUUUUAGUUUUUUUCCAAAUAAAACAACCUGAUUAUAAGAAACUCCAUUAUUUAUUUUAGCCUUAAAAAUGUCUUCUGUCUUGGAAUUGGGGCUGUCGUAUUUGAAAUUUACUAGGCUGUGGCUAUAAUUUUAUGAUAGUGUGAUUUGUUUCAGAAAAAAAUAAAAACAGACUGUGACCAGGGAUAAUGUAGAUAUUCACAAUUUUUUUUUAAAUGUCACUGCCCACAUGUGGUUAUUAUUAUUAUUUAUUUAUUUGUGGUGGGCAGUUAACUGUAUUUGGCAUGUCAAAUCUGUUUAUUUUUCUGUCCACCCUUUCUUUUAACUGAUUCUGUCUAACUAAAUGCUGUCCUGAAUUUCCUUUCUCCAAGUUUUCUAUAACCAAUCAAUGCCACAUCUGCUCAGGCUCUUUUAUGAUGUGGUGGUGAAGAAGUAGGCAUAGCUAGAAGACAGGUAUAUGUCAUAUGGACAGGUGUGGGAGGUUGGCGUAAUGGUUAAGGUGCUUACCUUAGAAACACAAGGUACAGGGUUUGAUUCUGACAUGGGGUAAUUGGCUAGGCUUAAAAUGGCCCAUAAGGGCAGUUAGCCUAAUACUAACCUAUGGAAGUGCACGCGCACACAACAGGAUGGAUUCUGUCCCCAGGACGUCAUAUGUCACCAAGCUAAGAUUGCAGUGCACAGGAAUCACUUGCAGGUGACCAUCUUUAGGAAUUAAACUGCAAGGAAAAGGCCUUGAGUUGCAAGUCUGAUUCAGAUGUCACCUGUUACGACAGAUUGCCGGCCCCUUGAGGGUGCUGUUUAACUUGGUCAUUUUACUGCAGUUUCUAGGUACGCAGGGUAUGAUUGGUGUAAGAGAGCAGGGGUAAUCAUUCUUCAGCUUUGCGAAGAGUACAUUUAUAUACAAAAAUAGGAGAGAAAGCGAGAGUCAGCCUUCCUUAAAACAAAACCAUUUCAAUAGCUACUAACAGCUUCACACCAAAUUUUGAAUGAGAAGCAACUACUGGUACUUCAGAAGUUAUUCUUUGUCAUUAAAAAGGAAGUCACUGUACUGUUAGGAUGAGCUUCAGCUUAAGGACCUCUGAAUAAAACCACAACUUUUAUAAUAAUGAGCCUUUUUAUACCUUCCUGUCAGCUGCUCCAUGCUUCUUUAUAGUAAAUGAUGCACUGAUUUGUUUAUCUGUAGUUUUCUUUUCUUUUUUUGUCAGCACUAUUGACUAACCUGUUGUUUCAUUGCAGCCUGUUAUAUCAAAGCAAAUUACUUAAGUUGCACUAUGAUUUAAUGACUUCAAUCAGUGUUUUUAGGUGUGGCUUUCAUCGUGGGGGUGGGGAAUUUGCACCCAUGCACACACACAACAACAGGUUUUCUUUUAGGGCUGCUAGCACCAACCAACUAGGCUUUGAUGAAAAAAAAUAUACCCCCUGCUACUGACCUUUGGUCACUGCUGCUAGAGUCUUACUUGCCCCCCCCCUCCACUGACUGAGCAACAGUGCAUAAAAUAGAAUAUCCUCAAGCUGGAGACAUUAACAGUCAUACCCCAGUUAGUGCUAUUCGUAAUUUAUCUCAUGCUUCAUAUUUCCCCCCUUUCUUUAGGCUGUGUGGACUUGCAAGAAAUGGAAUGUAUGUGGGGAUUUGUGUACAUAAGCAUGUAUUCUGAGCAUGGUGGUGUGGACUGCCUAGUUCCCAGGUGGCAACAGCGGAUUCUUAUGUGUCUGCAAUGGGGUUGUAAUGUGAAACUGCCCCAUAAAUUUAGGCAACUGUUGGGGGAUGACAUAAUGGUUAAAGUGUUUACCUCACAGACACAACUUCUUUGUAAUGCCUGAGGAAGCAGCUUUUUUCUGUUAGUGUUUAUACUUGAGUGUUUACUUGCAAAUAAAUAGUUUUUAUCCA
Protopterus annectens (West African lungfish) is the source of this 8485-nucleotide messenger RNA. It is a transcript of the gene SIDT2, whose product is annotated as SID1 transmembrane family member 2. Gene Ontology annotation, cellular component: membrane. NCBI's taxonomy places the organism in Eukaryota, Metazoa, Chordata, Ceratodontiformes, Protopteridae. The record is from RefSeq and is a predicted model, not a curated record. The transcript has 34 exons. Bases 699 to 3317 code for a protein of 872 amino acids.